UCCAAGUUGCUCUAUAUACUUUACCAAAUCCACCUUCUGAAAUAUACUUAGGGUUAAUAAAUCUAUCAUAAGGUAUCCAUUCUAACUUUUGAAAACAAUUUUCUGCCGAUAACUGAGUAUUUUGAAUGAACUUAUCAAUGUCAUCAUUACCACUAGUCCAAUUAUCAAAAUUUUGUUGAAAUCUUUUUGAAUUACAAGUUUUACACCAAUUAUUCCCCGUAUUUAUUUGUUUGCACUCCAAACAUAUUCCAUUUUUUUCCUCGUGAUUUUUUAAAAGACAAGUCUCACAAAAUUUACUUCUUGAAUAAUCUACUUUUUUGCAUCGAACACACGCUCUAUGUCUUAUUUCUUCACCAAAUUGAUACAUGGCACAAAAAAUUAAAUUUCAAAUCUUUUUAUUUGGUAAAUUAUCUAUUGAUGAAAAUAACGACUUUUGUAUGCGACUAAUCUGUACCAUUUUUUCCAAAAUAAGCCUCAUAUUUAGCCGAGAUAGUUAUACAUAUAUAUAUAUAGAGCAAAAACGAACCAUAGACAAUCUUUUUGAGAUUAAUUGAAAGCUCAC
Messenger RNA from Rhizophagus irregularis DAOM 181602=DAOM 197198, 562 nucleotides. NCBI's taxonomy places the organism in Eukaryota, Fungi, Glomeromycota, Glomeromycetes, Glomerales, Glomeraceae. The record is from RefSeq and is a predicted model, not a curated record.